ACCUGAUGUCUGCUGGCAAAAUUAAACUAGAUGUGACAUCAUCAUAGACAAGAAGUGAUAUCAUCCAAGAUCUGCCAAGAUGCACUAGAGGUCUUCCCAGUAUCACAGAGAGCUGUUGUGGGAGUUUGUCAGACAAAAGGAGCUGCAGAAGGAGAAACACAGAUUCUAUGCCAAUGCAGCAGCAAAAACGGCAGCCAGAGCUAGUGGAAGGAAACCUUCCAGUUUUUGUCUUUCCAACAGAGCUUAUAUUUUAUGCCGAUGAUCAGUCUACGCACAAGCAGGUGUUAACCUUGUACAACCCUUAUGAGUUCGCUUUAAAAUUUAAAGUUCUCUGUACGUCUCCCAAUAAGUACGUUGUAGUGGAUGCUGCAGGGGCAGUGAAACCUCAGUGCUGCGUUGAUAUUGUUAUACGGCACAAAGAUGUCCGAGCCAGUCACUUUGGCGUCAUUGACAAAUUCCGUCUUCAAGUAUCCGAACAAAGUCAAAGGAAAGCGCUGGGACGCAAAGAAGUCAUAGCAAUGCUGCUUCCAUCUGCAAAGGAGCAACAGCAAAAGGAAGAGGAAGAAAAGAGAAUGAAGGAACAUUUUGCAGAAAGUGUCUUCUUUGAACAGGCACCUUCCCAACCAGAUGCCAGAAAUUCUUCCUCAGGACCUAGUCUGCUGAUGGUCUUCCUUGGCAUGGUUUGCAUUGCUGCACUGAUGAUGCCCACCUUGGGUGAAAUUGAAUCCAUGGUGCCUCUCUACCUCCACUUAAGUGUGAAUCAGAAAUUAGUGGCCGCCUAUGUUUUAGGACUUGUAACAAUGGUUGUUUUGCGAACAUGAACCUUGUGGAUACCGGGAUCAUAAUGAUAUGUCUUCACAUUAGUGUGUGGACUGCCUUCUGCUGCCGUCCGUCCAGCUCCUGCCCUUCAGGAAGACUAAGCAGUGGUGGAAAGCAAAAUAGCAAAAACAAUAUAUUGUAGCUCUACGUAUUACUGUAAUUGAGUGGCUGAAGGCAUAUUACCAGUGAAUGUUUAAGAACCAAGAAUCUUUAAUGACGUCUGUGAAUCAUAUUUGAGGAAACAUCCUUUUAUAUAUAAAUAUAUAUCCCUAUAAAAGACUUUUAUUGUAAAA
Xenopus laevis (African clawed frog) is the source of this 1112-nucleotide messenger RNA. RefSeq names its product motile sperm domain containing 1 L homeolog (gene mospd1.L). NCBI's taxonomy places the organism in Eukaryota, Metazoa, Chordata, Amphibia, Anura, Pipidae. The record is from RefSeq and is a predicted model, not a curated record. The coding region runs from base 168 to 821 and encodes 217 amino acids. Gene Ontology annotation, cellular component: endoplasmic reticulum membrane; Golgi membrane; cytoplasm. The transcript has 6 exons.